This is a messenger RNA of Camelina sativa (false flax), 825 nucleotides long. RefSeq lists its product as uncharacterized. The record is from RefSeq and is a predicted model, not a curated record. NCBI's taxonomy places the organism in Eukaryota, Viridiplantae, Streptophyta, Magnoliopsida, Brassicales, Brassicaceae.
AAAAAACCGAACCAACAACUCACACACAAAAAGCAGAACAUUAUCCAAAGUUAUGGACAGAGCAGAGGAGGCAGAGCAAGAAGAAGAGUUUAGCGAUUGGGUAGUUCUACAAACCUCACCAAGUGACGCAUCUACCCCUCCAAACUCACCGAUAUUACAAACAAGCCAUCUACGUGAAAAUUCAACCGACGACGACGACGAUGAUAAAGAUUUUGUUGUCUCUGUCGUCGGAGAAGAAGAAAAUGAAUCUUCCUCCCCCGUGAAUCUUUCGCUUCCGUGGCGUGUGAUCGAAACUGCCAAAAAGCGAUUGAUCAAGGACUCAGUGUGCUUCUUCCAGGCCGUGGAGAGGGUACGUUGUAGUUACCUGACAAGAAGAAGGGUACUUUGGUCAUUAACAGUCAUUGGAGGUUUCUCGUUGGUCUUGAGCCUUGUUUACGUGAAGGUCGUGAGAUGGUGGAGACGAUUACAAGAAGAGAAGCUGAGGUUUCUGCCUCUUCUGCUUAGAGAGAAAGAUCAGAAAAUAAAGGAGCUUAUGGUUGAAAUUGGGAGACUGAACGAGUUGUUAUCAUCAAGACGCAGAGUUCGAGUGGUUCGAAUCAUGUGACUAGAUGAAUAUAUAUGUAUGGUUUAGAAGAGCUUUUACGAUUUGUUGUGUUGUGUGAUUAUUAUACAGACAUAGAGUUUCACGUGUAUGUAAGAAUAUAUACAAAACUCGAAGAAAAAUAGAGUGGAAUACAGUUUACUUUGAUGUAUUGUCUUUUGUUUUUUUAGUUAUGAAUAUAAUUUGUGCUUAAUGUUUGAUUUAAAAAAACUAAACGUACUGUA